AUGUCCACAACUUCCGUCGAAUCCUCUUUACCAAACCUAAAGGUAUCUUCUGCUGCUAAGUUUGAUCUUCCCUUUGGUGUCCCCUCUGAUCCAAAUCUAAUCUACAAGACCAUCUAUACAACCGCCCACUCUUUGAUUUCUCAAACAAACUACGCUCUUUCUGACAAUAUUUUCACUUUUGAAAAUUUAGGUCCUUCAUCAAAUACCAAUAUCGACUCUUCCUUACAUCUUUGGAGCGUUUUUGCUAGAAAAAAUGCAAAUGAUAAUAUCCCAACUGUUACUCAACUUGAAACAAGACCUGGUGCUUUAUCUACUGUUUUAGGGUUUUUAUCUGACGACUCUUCAUCUCCCAUUCCAAUUUUUGCUUCUGGUGCAACUUUACCUCAAAUCCAAUCAACUUUAUUCAACCUUUAUAUUAACUCAAACACCCAAAACAUUAUCGGUCUGUUGCCAUUUUCAUUCAACAUUAACACCUUAGACUACGAUUUUGAUUCAAACCGUUUUACCUCAAAUUAUGUUACUCCCUUAAAUGUUGCUAAAAAUUUAAACUUCAAUGUUGUCACUCCAUUAUCACACUCUGUAGAAUUACAACAUUUAUCCUUACUCUCCUUGGCUUUGGCUAAACAUGAACCGUCGGUUUUUCUUUAUGACGGUCUUUCAUCCUUCAGAGAAAGUAUUUCUUUUGAUGACAUUUUAAAUCCACUUCAACUCUCCAACGUUUUUAAAAGGUUAACAUACUCCUUAAAUUCUCGUUUAUUCGAAUCUUCCAAAAACAAAUUCUUCUUUGCUUUAGAUUCCUUAAACGAAAUUUUAAGCACAAAUUACAAACCCUUUGAAUAUUACGGUCAUAAAAACCCUUCAAAGGUUUUUGUCACUUAUGGAACUUCAGAAUCAGAAUCAUUCAAACCAGUUAUUACCACUUUAUCAUCCAUUUUUAAUUUGCCAAUUAGUUUAAUUUCCGUCAGAAUUCCAUUACCUUUCAAAUCCGAUGAUUUUGUCUCAUUAAUUCCAAAAUCUACAAAAUCAAUUGUUCUUCUCAAUCAAAUCUUGCCUGAUCAAUCAUCCCAAAGUAUUUUAAAAUCAAAUAUUUCAAUUGCGCUAUUCUAUCAUGGCUCAGCCUUAAAAGUCAAUGAAGUUAUCAAUCACAAUUACUCUCCAGAUUUCACCUGGUCAGUGAAAACUGCUCAAAAUAUUGUUCAUGGCUAUUUUUCGAAUCCCGAAGUCUUUGCAGUUCUACCUUAUUUAUCAAGAAACAAUGACUAUAAAUUAUCCGGUAAAUAUCUUUUCUAUUAUCCAGAUAAUGCUUCUAUUAUCGACGUCCCCUCAAGGCUUGCUCAUACGUUCUCUCUUGACAAAUCCUCUGUUUUUUUCAAAUCAAAGUUGGAUAAUAUUACUCAUUUUGGUAUUUUAGAGUUCCAGUUAUCUAUCAAUUCAAAUGUUAAUGGCGAGGUUGAUAAUGCUGAUUUGGCAAUUGUUGAAAAUCUCGAGUUUUUUAGUCACUCUUAUAAUAUUCUAUCCAAUAUAAAAAGUGGUGGAACUAUAUUAAUUUCUUCUACUUGUGAAAAGUCCAAUGAUUUUGACGCUUAUUUGAAUGAAAUUUUAUCUCCUUCUUUUAAAAAAACUGUUGUUGAAAGAGACAUUGAAAUUGUUAAGAUCGAUGUCAAUGCAGUAGGUGAAAUCUUAGAAACUCAUGGAAGAACUAAAUCUAUUAUUCAUCAAGUUGCCUUUUUGAAAUACGCUAAUCCUGAAAUAACUGUCGAUGAGAUUGUUAGAAAUUUAUGGCAGUCCUUUGGGUCUGAUGUUGAAUUGUUGGCUUCUGUUUUAUCUUCAGUUGUUCUGAGAAUUUUUCAAUUUGGACUUAAAAAAUUUAAAAUUCCAGUUCAACAAUGGAGAGAACUUAAAAGUUUAGAUUCUGAUAUAAAUGUUUUAUCUUUACCAUAUUCAAUCAGACAAACUUCGUUUGUCCGAAGUCCAAGAGAAAGUGUUAUUUUAGAUAACGGGCCAUUAUUUACACCUCCAGUUUCUGUUCCCAAACUACUAUCAUUCAAGGAGUCCUAUGAUGUUAAGCUAGACUUGAGACCUGACUUACAAACAACUAAAAACUUUAUUGUUAAAGUCAGAGAAAAUAAGAGAUUAACUCCACUGAAUUAUUCAAGAAACAUUUUUCAUAUUGAUUUUGAUAUCACUGGUACUGGUUUGAAGUAUGAAAUUGGUGAAUCUUUAGGUAUCCAUGGUAAAAACAAUGAAAAUGAUGUCAAUGAGUUUUUACAAAUAUUUGGAAUUGAUCCAGAUCAAUUAGUGGAUAUUCCAUCAAAAAGUGAUCCAGCACAAAUUGAAGUUAGAACUGCUUUCCAAGUAUUUUCAGAAAAUAUUGACAUAGCUGGCAAACCUCCAAAAAGAUUCUAUGAGUCGUUGGCUAUUUUUGCUGCAGAUGAGCAAGAAAAGAAGAAAUUGGAAUUCCUUGCUUCAGCAGGCGGUGCUACCGAAUUGAAGAAAAUCCAAGAAGAAGAUUAUUACACAUAUACUGAUGUUUUUGAAAAAUUCAAAUCUGCCAGGCCAGCUCUUACAGACUUGGUCAAAAUUAUUGAGCCCUUAAAGAGAAGAGAAUAUUCUAUCGCUUCUUCUCAAAAGAUGCAUCCAAACUCAGUGCAUUUAUUAAUUGUUGUUGUUGAUUGGGUUGAUAAGAGAGGUCGUAAGAGAUUUGGACAAUGUUCUAAGUAUAUAUCUGAUUUAAAAGUUGGUUCUGAAUUGGUUGUGUCUGUUAAGCCAUCAGUUAUGAAAUUACCACCAUUGACUACUCAACCUAUUGUUAUGUCUGGUCUUGGUACUGGUUUGGCUCCAUUUAAGGCCUUUGUUGAAGAGAAAUUAUGGCAAAAAUCACAAGGCUAUGAAAUUGGCGAAAUUUACUUGUAUCUUGGUUCUAGACAUCGAAAAGAAGAAUAUCUUUAUGGUGAAUUAUGGGAAGCUUGCAAAGACGCUGGUAUUAUUACUCAUAUUGGUGCAGCAUUUUCUAGAGAUCAACCUAAUAAGAUUUAUAUUCAGGAUAGAAUUAGGGAAUCUAUUGAAGAUUUGAAAACUGCAAUUGUCACUAAGAAUGGUUCAUUCUACUUAUGUGGUCCUACAUGGCCAGUUCCUGAUAUCACUGCAGCUUUGGAGGACAUUGUUUCUCUUGCGGCUAGAGAGAAUAACAAAACUGUUGAUCCUGUGGAAGCUGUUGAAGAGAUGAAAGAAGCUGGUCGUUAUGUUCUUGAAGUUUACUAG
Messenger RNA from Ascoidea rubescens DSM 1968, 3261 nucleotides. It is a transcript of the gene MET10, whose product is annotated as sulfite reductase subunit alpha. Gene Ontology annotation, molecular function: FMN binding; flavin adenine dinucleotide binding; sulfite reductase (NADPH) activity. The transcript has a single exon. Gene Ontology annotation, cellular component: cytosol. The coding region runs from base 1 to 3261 and encodes 1086 amino acids. NCBI's taxonomy places the organism in Eukaryota, Fungi, Ascomycota, Saccharomycetes, Ascoideales, Ascoideaceae. The record is from RefSeq and is a predicted model, not a curated record.